AUGGAAAGUGGAAUAGUGAAGCAGGAGCUUAGUUUCAUAUAUGGCGAUCUUGAAGGUGAAAAGCUUAUCGAUAUUACAGAGGAGGAUGAUGAUCUUCUCAUCAAUUCUGAUUAUUUUGAUUCUCUUGAAGACCAAUAUAUUCGCCUCUCAGCAAGAUAUGAUAAUCCAAAUAAGCAUGAGGGCUUCAAGUCGCCAGAGUCUCAACCGUCUCAAGAAAUUGAAAGCACACCACUGGAAAAGCUCCAGCAAGAGGGACAGAAGCUAUCUUGUCAUGAUUUUGUGCCAGCAAGACCAAGCUACUUGCGCCAAAGUUUGGCUUGGGACAGUGCCUUCUUUACUAGCGCAGGAAUUCUUGAUGGUGAUGAGUUAACUUUCAUUAAUGAAGGCUUCAGGACAGCUGAAAUGCAAAGACCACCUGAUACUGCUUCAAGGAAAACCAAGAUUGGCAUUCAGAAUAAGAUUAAAUCAUCAGCUUUAGAGGGAAGAAACGUCAAUACUCAAAGAUCAGUCAAGAAUAAGGCUGAGCACAUGUCUAAAGGAGAAGAGACCCCUUCCCUGCCUCUCAAGGCUCCCAAGGUACUCAGGCGAAUGACAAAUGCAUUGAUGGGACAAAGCAAGAGUGCUAAAGUGGAGAAUGUAGCUGCCAAAACUUCAUCUGGAUCAAGAAACAGCACAGUGUCUGACUCGACUUCCACUUCUGACGCUGCAGUGAGAUACCUGUCCAAAAGUAAAGGGUUGAGAAAUUGUAGAUUGUCAACUCAAUCAUUGUCACUUUCCAACAAUUUUUCUUCCGUAUCACCCGCUGGUUCUUCCUUCGGUAUGUCAUCCUCUGGACCAGGAUCAAGAACCAAGCAAAAAUCUAAUGAUACAGAAGUUCAUUUUGAUACUCCAGUUACAUUGACAAGGACCAAUACACAAGAUGAAGUAAAUCCAUCACCACAUUUGACAAAUAACCUCCACAGAAAAUUCACUGCUUGCCUGCUGAAUAAGCAAACAAAUUCUCUAGUUCUUCAGAGCAAACAAGGUUCAGCUGAUGCUUCUCAUGUCCCAACUGAAUCUAGGAAAAAGCUUAAACCAUCAUAUCUUCGCAUGCCAUCACCAAAGAUUGGGUUUUUUGAUGAGCAGAAAUCGUUGAUCCCAACUGUUGGACAAGGUUUACAGUUUCAUUUUGAAAUGCAGUGCACCCCACCUACAAAAUCUGGGCCUACAAGUAGGAAAACACCUGAUAAACCUCUAAAAGCAAGGACUUCGUCAGAGACAAGGUGCAUGAAACAUGGUUCACAAAGCACUAAUCCUGUUAAAGACAAAAAGCGAAGAGAUGUUUCAUCAGAUGGAAAGCUCAAGAGUUGUUCCCCACAAGGUUGGAGCACCAUGAAAUCUGGGUCAGAUUCAAGUUUGAGAUUUCAGUCUGGUACAUGCGGGGAAACAGAAGAAAAAUUUUGCUCAAAAUGCAGGAAAGUUCAUUCCGGGAAAUGUGAGCAAAAAAGAGUUGGCCACACUGAUGAAAGGACAAGGGUUAAGGGGAGACUGAAUAGUAGGUUAAGCAGAGAUGCUAUGGUGCAAAGAACUGAUCCUGUCCUUCAACCACAGCCAUCAGCUCCGGUUAAGAAAGAGAAAAAUAGCCGCAAGCAACACAAUGCCAAUAAUUCGCAUUCAUCAGUUGAGGACAAGGCAAAAACUUUGGCAAAUCUUAAGGAUCAAGUUAAUGAUUUAAGCAGGUAUUUUGAGGUCAUUGAUUUGAGCAGGGAAAUGCUGACAGAUCAGAAAGAACAUGAUAAUGGUUGCCCUGUUUCUCAGGUUGACAACAAUAUAUCGAAAUUGAAUGGUGACAACAAUGUCAUCAUGGCACAUGGUCAGAAACAGGACAUGCUGCCUAACACAGUCCCGGGUUCUAGUCCGCUCUCAAGCUCAAGAACUCCAUUGGCUGACAAAACUUCCAUCUCCAAUGCAACUGGAUUAUUUACUCAGUCAACGACAAUAGAGAAGUUAGCAGAGAAGCCAUCAAAAUCCCCUGCUCCAGAAGGCCUUCCUAAUUACAAAGAGAACACCUUAGCCCUAUAUGAACUCUAGAAUUUCCUCGUUGAUGAAGAAUGCAGAAGUUGUCAUGAAGGUUUUAACCGGCUAAUGUGGAUUUUAAUUAUAUUACCAGUGAUCUUGGCUUGAACCAAUUAGAUCAAAUAAUAGACAUGAGACGGAACAAACAGAUCUUAAUUUGGUCAUUGUAAACAUACACAUGAUAUAAGUGCCAACUGGGAAAAGGAACCACAAGAGAUUAGCAGUUUAUUC
Messenger RNA from Coffea arabica (coffee), 2286 nucleotides. The record is from RefSeq and is a predicted model, not a curated record. NCBI's taxonomy places the organism in Eukaryota, Viridiplantae, Streptophyta, Magnoliopsida, Gentianales, Rubiaceae.